AUUAUGAUGCCAUGUUUAUAAUGAGAGCCCUAGAGACAGCUGUGGUAUUUCUCCUUCCUGUGAGAUGACGCAUGCGCCGCUCCCGAUGUGUAGUGUGUACACUGCCCAGGAAGGUCUGGCACGCGCGCAGCCUCUCCUUCUCCUGCAGCCUGUGUUGGGAAUCUUUGUUAGGCUCGUUGCUAGGGGAGGGCUAGUUGUUAAGGGCGGGGCCUGUGUCUCCUGCUCUUGCCGAUGGACUGGCUGUGACGUCGACAAGAUGGCGGCGCCCAGUGUGAAACGUUCUUUACCGCUUGUGGUUAUUCUAGGGGCCACUGGAACCGGCAAAUCCAAGUUGGCUGUUCAGCUGGGCCGGAGCCUCAGAGGGGAGGUGAUCAGCGCGGACUCCAUGCAGGUAUACCAGGGUUUGGAUAUUAUCACCAAUAAAGUGACGCCUGAAGAACAGCAGCUCUGCAAGCAUCACAUGAUCAGCUGCGUGGAUCCACUGGUCACCAAUUUUACUGUAGUUGACUUCAGAAAUAAAGCUUUGGCUCUGAUUGAAGAUAUAUUUUCAAGGGAUAAAAUUCCAAUUGUGGUUGGAGGGACAAAUUACUACAUUGAGUCGCUCCUAUGGAAAGUUCUGGUGAACACGGGAUCUCCACCCAAUGAAAAGACAGAUUCCCUCGGAGAUCAGUGCAUAACGGACAGGAAAGUUGAACUGGAAAAGUUAGACAGUUCUGAACUCUAUGCACGCCUGAAGAAUGUAGACCCAGAGAUGGCGUCAAAGUUGCACCCGCAUGAUAAACGGAAAAUGGCAAGGAGCCUGCAGGUAUAUGAAGAGACAGGUAUCUCACAUACAGAACAUCUAAGACGACAGCAAGAAGAAGAUGGGGGUGGUCCCUUAGGAGGGCCAUUGAGAUAUCCACACCACUGCAUCCUAUGGCUGCGUUCAGACCAAGACGUUCUUAAUGCCAGACUUAAUGCCAGGGUGGAUGAAAUGCUGGAGAUGGGCCUAAUAAAGGAGCUCCAAGAUUUUCAUAAAUGCUACAAUGAGAGGAUCAUUGCCCAGUCAGGCCAGGACUACCAGCAUGGCAUUUUCCAAUCUAUUGGCUUUAAGGAGUUCCAUGAAUACUUGGUGAAAAAGGAUAUUACGCCAGAUCAGGCAGACAUUCUUCUACAGAAAGCUGACAGGUCACCCCAUGCUGUUACCUUAGCCUCGACACCACAUGAUCAGCAUACAUUGCGAAACAGUAUUGAGGCUCUAAAGCAGAGGACGCAAAAAUAUGCCAAAAAGCAAAAUAAGUGGGUGCAGAACAGGUUUAUGAAACGUCCUGGACCAAAUGUACCCUGUGUGUAUGCACUGGAUGUGACUGACAUCUCUGCUUGGGACAAACAUGUUCUGUCACCUGCUAUACAUAUUGUCAGCAGCAUUUUACAGGGUCAGCUUCCUGAUAUCAAGCCCAUGGAGAUUGCUUCUGACAGUAUGGAGAGCAAGAGGACUAGUCGACUGUGUGAUUUGUGCAAUCGGAUUAUCAUUGGUGAUCGUGAGUGGGCAGCGCACACAAAAUCCAAAUCACAUAAUCACCUUCUGAAAAAAAGAAGAAAACUGGAAGAAGAAAUGAGAAAUUCAGAAAAGAGGAAGAUGAGAUCCAACUCUAACACAGAAAGUGUUCUACCGGAGGUGAAAAAGAUGUGCCAUACAGACGUUGUACAUGACAUGCAGGAGAAAAGUGUGUGUACCCAUUCUGCAAACUACACAUCCGAUAUUCAGGGCUUGGAAUCUAAAGAGUCAUAAACAGACAUUUCACAUUGUUUUAUUUGCUUCACCAAAAUCAACCAAGGCUUAAUAGCAAUAGUUUAAACUGGAUUAUGUUAAUCUGAACAAGAGUAGGAAGUGGAUAACCACUUACGUUUCUGCUUUAGGUUGCUUUACUUAUGUUUUUAUAUUGCAGGCUUGCAAAUGAUAUUUUGCUCUCAAUAGAAUUUUUUUUAGAUUUAUUUUUAGAAGAAAAAAAAAUCCCUAUUAAGAUGUUAAGCCAAUAGCUGUGUUUUCACAAAGCAGAUGUAUUUAUUAAACAUUUAUGAUACACAUAAAUGUAGGUUUAAAUUUGUGCUUUAAGUACAUGUAUACAGUAUGUAGCCCUGCAAGCUAUACUGUCUAUGUAACCUCCAGAGUUAUGUAUACAGCGUAGCUCCUGCUGCUAUUCAAUUUACGUACUUUUCAUUAAUGUCAAUGGAAGUUACGCAAAUUGGCUGUUUUUUUUUAUCUUUUUUUUGUGCCUGACCAUUUCCAUAUUUUUUUAUUCAUAGAAAGACCCCUUUAAUUUGUUCUCAUAAAUGUCAUGUUUGCAGUACCAGCCACGAGCCACCAGCCCUUCCUGAAGAAGCUGGGGUGCCAGCGAAAUGUUGGAGGCGCUGGCUAAUGUUUGGGUCUUUUAAUUAGCAGCCUCAACUAACUCCCUACAAGCGGAUCAUUAUAUCAAACAAACAGUGAUCGCUGCUAAAUUAUUUCAAUACUGAUUACAGUAUAUAGUAUAUCUAACAAUAACCAAGGGAGCUGGUUUGAGACUGUGUUUUUAAAUAUAAAGUUAAAGUUGCAUACCUUCAAUAUUUUAAUAGGAUAAAUAAAAGUUAUAUUUUAAUAGAAGGUACUUAGGUUAAGGGUUCCCCUUAGGGGGUUUCCCCUAAAAUUGUUGUGAGAUACUAAUGACCCUGGUACCCCCUGUGGGGCAUUUGUUGUGAUAUGUUUGCAGUACAUCAUUAAAUACAAAACUAUUAAGGGGAACCUGUCACCAGUUUCAAACUGCCUGAACAACAAGCAGCAUGAAACAGGAAUAGGCUUGUCACAAUGCUGUGUAUUUAACUCUGAAUAACUGUGCC
Molecule: messenger RNA, 2856 nt
Organism: Hyla sarda
Lineage: Eukaryota; Metazoa; Chordata; Amphibia; Anura; Hylidae
Gene: TRIT1
Product: tRNA isopentenyltransferase 1
Exons: 12
Coding region: 65-1771 (568 amino acids)
Biological process (GO): tRNA modification
Cellular component (GO): mitochondrion
Molecular function (GO): tRNA dimethylallyltransferase activity
Source: RefSeq, a predicted model, not a curated record